AUGCAGAAACUACUCCAAACUGUCUGUGUGUUGCGUGUUACGAACUGGUUAGCCUGUCAAGUUCAUGGGCCCUGCGUCCUUGAAAAGAGGUUUUGCGCUGUUGCUACCAGAGUGGAGGAGGGGAAACCUGACAAGUCGUCUGCCACCGCUAUAGAGGUAUCCAGUCAGGCGUGUCUGAGCGAGAAUAGUGAGGCCACGACGAUCAAAGAGCCAAACCAAAUGGGCACAGGUGUGGUCAAAGUGGAAUAG
This is a messenger RNA of Sporothrix schenckii 1099-18, 249 nucleotides long. RefSeq lists its product as uncharacterized. The transcript has a single exon. The record is from RefSeq and is a predicted model, not a curated record. Bases 1 to 249 code for a protein of 82 amino acids. NCBI's taxonomy places the organism in Eukaryota, Fungi, Ascomycota, Sordariomycetes, Ophiostomatales, Ophiostomataceae.